This is a messenger RNA of Ipomoea triloba (trilobed morning glory), 402 nucleotides long. RefSeq lists its product as uncharacterized. The coding region runs from base 1 to 372 and encodes 123 amino acids. Lineage: Eukaryota; Viridiplantae; Streptophyta; Magnoliopsida; Solanales; Convolvulaceae. The record is from RefSeq and is a predicted model, not a curated record. The transcript has 2 exons.
AUGAAAAAGAAUAAGGCCAGGAGAGAACGGCCAUUUGGAGAAGACGACCGGACUAGUCGCCUUCUCUAUUGGAGAAGACAACCGGACUGGUCGCCUUCUCCUUCUUCUCCAAGAGAAGACGACCGGACUAGUCGCCUUCUCUAUUGGAGAAGACAACCGAACUGGUCGCCUUAUUCGAGAAGACGGCCAGAUCUGGUCGCCUUCUCCUUCUCCUCCAAGAGAAAACGACCAGAUCUAGUCGCCUUUUCUAAAAUGGAGAAGGCGACCGAGUUGGAAAAGAAAGAACAAGAAGGAGUUGUUGUCGGCGAUAGCUUGUUUGACCGUCUCCUUCUUGUUCACUCCGACCUCUCCUUUCUCGUUCACCAGAUUUGAAAAGAAGAGAUGUAGCAGCAUCGCCUAGAA